AUGGAAAAUCUAGGCGUUAUUAGAAGAGUGACGCACCCGACCCCGUGGGUGAAUGCAAUCGUAGUGGCGGCGAAAAAAGAUGGCAGCAUUCGAGUGUGCCUCGACCCGCGGCCGCUUAAUAGGGCCGUGCGACGCGCACACUACCCGUUGCCGACGCUCACUGAUAUCGCGACUAAAUUAGAAGGAGCUAGGUAUUUUAGUAAAUUAGACGCUCGAUCUGGAUUUUGGAUGGUUCAGUUAGAUGAUGAUAGCGCUGAUUUAUGUACGUUUGGAACACCAUAUGGCAGAUACCAGUAUCUACGUUUACCUUAUGGUAUAAACUGUGCAUCUGAAGUUUUUCAUCAAAAAAUACGUCAAAUAUUAGAGGGCUUAGAGGGCGUAGAUUCAUUUGUUGAUGAUGUCAUAGUUUGGGGGUCUUCAAUUUCAGAACAUGACGAGAGGCUUAAGCUUUUAUUAAAUAGGGCACGUGAUGCUGGUAUUAAAUUUAAUAAAGAAAAAUGUGAAUUUUGUGUUCAAACGGUAACUUACCUUGGACAUACCUUUAGCUCCAAAGGUAUGCAAAUAGAUGAAAGUAAACUUAAGGCAAUUCGUGACAUGCCGAAUCCGCAAGACAGGAGUUCAUUAGAGCGUUUUUUGGGCAUGGUAAAUUAUUUAUCAAAAUUUAUACCACAUUAUUCAGAGAUAGCGGCUCCUCUACGUAUCCUUUUGAAAAAAGACUCUGUAUGGAAUUGGGACGAAGUACAUGAAGCGACCGUGCGGCGUUUAAAAGAGUCAGUGUGCGCCGCGCCUGUACUGGCUUUGUAUUCUGCGCGCGAGCCGGUGCUGUUAUCAGUAGACGCGAGCUCUCGCGCGCUCGGCGCAGUGCUCAUGCAGGGCGGCCGGCCGGUCGAGUAUGCGUCAUCCACACUCACCGACACGCAAUGCAGGUAUGCUCAAAUUGAAAAAGAGCUGUUGGCGAUCGUGUUUGCGCUCGAACGAUUUCACCAAUAUGUUUAUGGCCGUAAAGAUGUCACAGUGGAGACGGAUCACAAGCCAUUGGAAACGCUAUUUCAUAAGGCGUUGGAUUCCGUUCCAGCCAGACUGCAGCGCAUGAUGUUACGUAUACAGGGAUACGAUUUCAAGGUUACGUAUAAACCUGGAAAAUAUAUGUUCGUUGCAGACACCCUUUCGAGGGCACCUUUACCUGAACAGUUACAACAAAAAGUAAGUGAUGAAAUUUCGGAGCAAUCAUGUUUUCUUAUAGAAAAUGUUAGGUUUAGUGACAGUAAAUUGAGUAUGAUAAAGGAGCAUACAAUGAAAGAUGAAGAAUGUCAGUUAAUUAUAAGAUAUAUAAAAAAUGGCUGGCCAAAUUAUAAGUAUGAAGUGGAUGAAAGAGUAAAAGAGCAGUGGUCGUAUAAGGAAAGUUUUGAAUAUGUCGAUGGUAUAAUAUUUAAAGAUAAUUUGGUUUAUAUUCCAUUUAAGUUAAGGUACGAAAUGGUAAAGCGAGUUCACGAUGGGCAUAUGGGUAUAGAUAGAUGCAAACGGCAUGCGCGGGAUGUGAUGUUCUGGCCAGGGAUGUCUCGAGACAUCGAGAGUGCAGUACGCCGCUGUGCGACGUGCGCCGAGAGGGUGGCGCGGCCCGCGCGGGAACCGCUCUUGCCACAUCCUAUCCCGAGCCUGCCGUGGGCUAAAAUAGGCUCGGACAUAUUUCAGAACGGUAACAAGUAUUUUUUAAUCUUAGUCGACUAUUUUUCGAAUUAUAUCGAAGUUUGUCCACUGCUGAACAUUACUAGCAAGACAGUCAUAACAGCGAUGAAGGAUCAAUUUGCAAGGCACGGCAUCCCACAGGAACUGAUAACUGAUAAUGGGCCAGCGUAUGCCUCGAAGGAAUUUGCUACAUUUAGUAAGCAAUGGGGGUUCAAACAUGUUACGAGUUCGCCGAAAUAUCCGGUAUCAAAUGGACGAAGUGAGAAGGCAGUACACAUAGUUAAAAAUAUGUUAACCAAAUCUUUGUCAUCUGGUUCUGAUUUCUAUUUAGGGUUGCUAAACCUUAGAACAACUCCCAGGGAUGGAAUUAGCUCACCAUCUCAGUUACUUAUGGGACGCAGGCUUAAUUCCAGGCUCCCAUCUCACGACUGUAAACUGCAACCCAGCCGUGACAACCGUGACGAUUAUAAGGCUAUCACAAGCAAGCAAGCCCGCGACAAACAGCACUAUGAUAAACGAGCACGAGCGUUGCCGGAGCUGCGGGCUGGGCAACGUGUGGUGAUGGUGGACGCCGGAGACAGGAAGCACGCGCGCGUCCAGGCGCGGGCGCCACAACCACGCUCCUACUUCGUAAUAGACUCAACAGGAAAGCGGUACAGAAGAAAUAGACGCCAUUUAAUUAAUGUGGAGGCAGCUCUUUCUUCUCCAUCCCAAUAUACGCCCGAGGAGCAAGAACAUUACGAGGAAGAGGAUUGGUCCAUGGCCGAAAGUGAGGACAACGCAGAUGAUCCUACGUUUGUUUUAACCAGCGGGGAUGGGUCGCGUCUCUCUGAGGACUCCCGGGGUGAUAUUUUGAAAGGCCGGUUAGAUCGCGCGCGCAGACCGGCGGCUGAGGCGGCCCGCACUAUUAUUGCCAAACUAAAUAGGGAAAAAUAA
Molecule: messenger RNA, 2622 nt
Organism: Amyelois transitella
Lineage: Eukaryota; Metazoa; Arthropoda; Insecta; Lepidoptera; Pyralidae
Exons: 1
Coding region: 1-2622 (873 amino acids)
Biological process (GO): DNA integration
Molecular function (GO): nucleic acid binding
Source: RefSeq, a predicted model, not a curated record